This is a messenger RNA of Megalobrama amblycephala (Wuchang bream), 705 nucleotides long. Its product is annotated as golgin subfamily A member 6-like protein 22. The annotation marks the transcript as partial. The record is from RefSeq and is a predicted model, not a curated record. The transcript has 6 exons. Lineage: Eukaryota; Metazoa; Chordata; Actinopteri; Cypriniformes; Xenocyprididae.
GAACUGAUGAAGAAACAUGAAGAAGAGAAAGAGAGUAUGAAGAUGAUGAUAUUGGAUGAACUGAACAGAGAACGAGAAGAACUGAUGAAGAAACAUGAGAAAGAAGAUCUUCAAUCCAAACAUGAAGAAGAAGAAAACAAGAUGAAGAUCCUGAUGAAGAAACACAAAGAAGAGAAAGAGAGAAUGAAGAUGAUGAUGAUGGAGAAACUGAACAGAGAAAGAGAAGAACUGAUGAAGAAACAUGAAGAAGAGAAAGAGAGAAUGAAGAUGAUGAUGGAGGAGAAACUGAACAGAGAAAGAGAAGAACUGAUGAAGAAACAUGAAGAAGAGAAAGAGAGUAUGAAGAUGAUGAUGGAGGAGAAACUGAACAGAGAAAGAGAAGAACUGAUGAAGAAACAUGAAGAAGAGCUGAACAGAGAAAGAGAAGAACUGAUGAAGAAACAUGAAGAAGAGAAAGAGAGUAUGAAGAUGAUGAUGGAGGAGAAACUGAACAGAGAAAGAGAAGAACUGAUGAAGAAACAUGAAGAAGAGCUGAUGAAGAAACAUGAAAAAGAGAGAAUGAAGAUGAUGAUGGAGAAACUGAACAGAGAAAGAGAAGAAAUGAGAGAAAGAAAGAAACAUGAAAAAGAGAAAGAGAGAAUGAAGAUGAUGAUGGAGAAACUGAACAGAGAAAGAGAAGAACUGAUGAAGAAACAUGAAAAAGAG